Molecule: messenger RNA, 3160 nt
Organism: Nannospalax galili (Upper Galilee mountains blind mole rat)
Lineage: Eukaryota; Metazoa; Chordata; Mammalia; Rodentia; Spalacidae
Gene: Cdc25b
Product: cell division cycle 25B
Exons: 15
Coding region: 263-2086 (607 amino acids)
Biological process (GO): G2/M transition of mitotic cell cycle; positive regulation of G2/MI transition of meiotic cell cycle; positive regulation of G2/M transition of mitotic cell cycle
Cellular component (GO): nucleus; cytoplasm
Molecular function (GO): protein tyrosine phosphatase activity
Source: RefSeq, a predicted model, not a curated record
CCGGCGGCGCUGCCGCUGUUAUUUUUCGAAUAUAUAAGGAGGUGGAGGUGGCAGCUGCAGCUAGAGGUUUCCCGAGCAGCUGCCUAGCCCCGCGUCCCUCCCCCUUCUUUCCUCCCCGCAUCCCUCUCCCUCACUCCCAGGCCCGCGGCUCUUCCUCCCUCCCUCCUUCCCUUCACCCCGGGCCCUCCCUCCCUGAACCCAGCAAGCUGGGCCCGGCGUCUGUCUCUCCCAGCAGCCAGCCUUUGCCCGACCUGCCGCGGAGAUGCCGCAGCCGAAGUCUGCGCGGGACUCAGCUCUCGGUCCUGCGGGCGUGCUCGGUGCUCAGCGCCCCCGCCACCUCCCAGGCCUCCGUUCCGAGUCUGAUAGCUUCCUGGGGUCCCCAGAACUCGCGGCCUCCUCUCCGGUCACCACCCUUACCGAGACCAUGCACAACCUCGCUGGGCUUGGCAGUGAGACCCCAAAGAGUCAGGUAGGGAGCCUGUCAUUCCGGAACCAGCUGGCUUGCCUAUCCCUGUCAAGACGCUCCUCUGAAUCCUCCUUGUCCUCUGAAUCCUCAGAAUCUUCUGAUGCAGGUCUCUGCAUGGAUUCCCCCAGUCCUAUGGACCCACAGAUGGCAGAGCACACGUUUGAACAGGCCAUUCAGGCAGCUAGCCGGGUCAUUCGAAAUGAGCCAUUUACCAUAAGACGCUUCCAGUCCUUGCCGGUGAGGCUGCUGGGCCACAGCCCUGUGCUACGGAACAUCACCAACUCCCAAGCACUGAACAGCUGGAAGAAAAAUGAAGCAGGAAACAGAGCUGCAAGCAGCCCUGAGACAGACAAAGAGAAUGUGUGUUUCCAGAGGCCAAGAUGGAAGAUCCUGAGAGAAAAGGGUGUACAGGGUAGUCCUCUAGUCCUGAAGAUGCCUCUUUUCCCAUCUUGCCUGCAGGAUGGAUUUGUCUUCAAGAUGCCAUGGAAGUCUACCCAUCCCAGCCCUGCCCAAGUUCUGACCAAGUGGGCCAGCCGCAGAGAGGCCUUUACCCAGCGGCCAAGCUCAGCCCCUGACUUGAUGUGCCUUACCCCUGAGCGAAAGAUGGAAGUAGAGGCACUAAGCCCUGUGGCUCAGUCCUGCUUCUCCCUGACCCCUGCUGAGGGAGCUGCUGAGGAGGAUGAUGGAUUUGUAGACAUCCUGGAGAAUGAUUUAAAGGAUGAUGAUGUAGUCCCCCCAGGCAUGGAGAGCCUCAUUAGUGCCCCACUGGUCAAGACUCGGGAUAAGGACGAAGAACAGGAUCUCAUCAUGUUCAGCAAGUGUCAGCGGCUCUUUCGCUCUCCAUCCAUGCCCUGCAGUGUGAUCCGGCCCAUACUCAAGAGGCUAGACCGACCCCAGGACAGGGACAUACCUGUUCAGAGCAAGCGCAGGAGGAGUGUGACCCCCCCGGAGGAGCAGCAGCAGCCUGAAGAACCUAAGGCCCGUGUUCUCCGCUCAAAGUCCCUGUGUCAUGACGAGAUUGAGAGCAUCCUAGACAGUGACCACCGGGGAUUAAUUGGAGAUUACUCUAAGGCUUUCCUCCUACAGACUGUGGAUGGCAAACACCAAGAUCUCAAGUAUAUCUCACCAGAAACUAUGGUGGCCCUGUUGACAGGCAAGUUCAACAACAUCGUGGAGAAGUUUAUACUUGUGGACUGCAGAUACCCCUAUGAGUAUGAAGGCGGGCACAUCAAGACUGCUGUGAACUUGCCCCUGGAACGGGAUGCCGAGACCUUCCUGCUGCAGAGUCCCAUCAUGCCCUGUAAUCUGGACAAGAGAAUCAUCCUCAUUUUCCACUGUGAAUUCUCAUCUGAGCGUGGGCCCCGCAUGUGCCGGUUCAUCAGGGAACGAGACCGAGCGGCUAACGACUAUCCCAGCCUAUACUACCCUGAGAUGUAUAUCCUCAAAGGCGGCUACAAGGAGUUCUUCCCACAGUACCCGAACUUCUGUGAGCCCCAGGACUACCGACCCAUGAACCAUGAAGCCUUCAGGGAUGAGUUGAGGACCUUCCGCCUCAAGACUCGCAGCUGGGCUGGGGAGCGGAGCCGGCGCGAGCUCUGUAGCCGACUACAGGACCAGUGAGAAGCCAGCCUCCAGCCCUGCCAACUUCCUUGCCUCAUGGGGCCUGGGAGCUGGUGGCUCCCUGUUCCUGUGCGGCUGAGGCCUGCUGGAGGCCCCAGGUGCUAUGAGGGAGGAGAUGGUAUGGGUGUCACUUCUGUGUCUGUCCUUGCCCCCAAUUCUGUUUCACCCCACUAAUUUUCCAUAUCCUGAUGCCACCCCAACAUGUUCAAGACCCCAGCCUUUUGGGUGGGUACCAGCUCAAAGGAAGUGUUUUGUGCUCCCUGGGAGCCCUUUUGUUGUCCUUGUUCCUUGUUUGUGUUAACUCUUUGUCUUCCUGUGUCCAGAAAGCCCCCUUUGUGAGGACAGCCCCAGUUCUUGAGGAUGAGCCCAGCCAUUCUGUGCCCUGGGAGGCAGCACUCUGCUUGCCCUCUACAGGAAUCACAGUGCUGUCUGCUCUCUCCUGGCCUCCACACAGACACCUCCAUUGAAAACAUAAGCUCUUUUUUUUUUUCCUCUUGUAGUCUUACCUGCACACUUGAUUUCUGUUUGACUUAUACUGUCUCAGGACACAUUCACAGCUGAGUAGGCUCCCCUAUGCAGCUGGGGUUAGAGAUUCUAACAUCAAUUACCCACUAGGCCUUGACUUUUGUUACCCCAGAAAGGAAUAUUCUCCUUUGGGGCCUCCAGGGCAAUAACCCAAGGCUUGAUUCAGGAGCAAGCCCCAUCCCUACCACUGUGAAUCUGACCCUCACUGCUCAGAAUUUGCUGCUGUCCUGUUGCAGAUGGAUGGUUAGGUGGAUGGUCAUGGAUGCAUGGUGCCUUACACGCAUGUAUGCACACACACUGGGUAAAAGCAUUUUGGUGAGCAUAAUCCUACAGCAGGAGUGUGUAUGUGUGUGUGUGUGUGUGUCUUUGUGGACAAAGUCUUUAUACUUAAUGUUUGGAAAAUAUUAAAGAGAUGCAUGGAAGCAACUGUACCAAGACCCAAGCAACCUCUGGAUUUGGAAUCUAUGUGUGGGAGGGGCUGUGCUGGAAGGUCCCAGUGAGUCAUCUGUUAGAGCCUUGGUUCAAUAAAUCACUGAGCAAGUUGAAAAA